Messenger RNA from Mizuhopecten yessoensis (Yesso scallop), 1499 nucleotides. Its product is annotated as probable methyltransferase BMT2 homolog. The record is from RefSeq and is a predicted model, not a curated record. Bases 284 to 1468 code for a protein of 394 amino acids. The transcript has 5 exons. Gene Ontology annotation, biological process: negative regulation of TORC1 signaling. NCBI's taxonomy places the organism in Eukaryota, Metazoa, Mollusca, Bivalvia, Pectinida, Pectinidae.
UGUUAAUACUAGUAUAGAAAAGAUAGUUGCAAUGGGUCUGAUUCAGGCGAUGUGUAAAGUUACUGUUAUAUAUAACUAACUUCUGAAGUUGAAGUAGGAAAUGGAUACUCGGGUUCGUUACAGACAAAUGCCUGAACAGGCAUACUGAUACAGCACACAUAAACGUACACUAUGUGUGAUGUGACCCGUAUCGGCAUAGCAUUUGUGUUUAAGACAUUUGUAACGACCCCCUGUGCUUCAGUGGAGAACCUGAACUCCGAAUCAUAUCAGAUAAAAUACUGUAAUGGCGACUGUUGAAGGUCGGGAGGAGCAUCUGAGACUUGCUGGGAUCAUUAAAGGUCUACAUGCUGAUCUAAGGAAGAAGUUCAAGAAAUGCAAAGAUGCUGAUGACUUUGAACAGAUUUGGAAAGAACACUGCGAAGACACAGACACCUUGCGACAAUAUGCAGAUGCCAUGCACCAUUUGGCAAAAGAUCACUGGACAAGACUUCCUGAGACCAGGAUCGAUUGGUGCCGAAAAACAAUCCUGGAAUAUUUCCAUGGAGACGGUCUGAAAAAGGCUUUGGAAAAAGUUGCUCGCAGGACUAAAGUUCACCAAUUGCGGCGAUUGCAGAAUGAGUGUUUGGAUCAAAAAAAGAAUGAUGCAUUUGAAAACAGACAGACAGAUGGGACUGGUAGUAAUACUUCUGAUAAAGAAGUUUUGUGCGGUGAUGUAGCUACUCAUGACCUUCAGGAAGUGGAUGUCAAGAAAGCAUGUUCAUCUGAUACAGAUCCACUACCAGUGAUAGCAACAGACAUUGGAGUACCGUUCAAAGGAAGGAUACGUUUGCUGGAUGUUGGGAGUUGUUACAAUCCGUUUGGUGCUUUUGACGAGUUUCUGUCGAUUGGCCUUGACAUCAGUCCAGCUAAUUCGAUGGUCCAUCGGUGUGACUUUCUUAACCUGGAGCUGACAAACCCUGACCCAGUUGGCCUGUCAAAAGACGAUCCCUUAGGGAGCCUACCAGACUCGGUUACAGAGCUCCCUCGUCAGAGUUUCCAUGUCGUUGUGUUUUCCUUGUUACUGGAGUAUCUUCCCCUGGCCAGUCAGCGAUGGACAUGCUGUUGCCAUGCCCACCAGCUCCUAGCAGGCAAUGGACUAUUGGUAAUUGUGACUCCUGAUUCUCACAAACAGCACAGGAAUGCCGCCAUGAUAAAAAGCUGGAGACUUGCUGUGGAAUCCAUCGGAUUUGUAAGGUGGCGAUAUGUGAAACUAGACCACAUACAUUGUUUGGCAUUCAGAAAACUUGAAGUUGGGGAAGUGAGGGACAAGGUGGUAGGACCCGCCUCUCCCGACAUGUUAUACAUACCGCAGGACUUCCACGAGGACGAGGAAGUAGGGGUCACAGGUCACACAGAUGCAGACAAUGAAGACAUUUCUAAAACGUUCGAGGAACUUCCAUCAUGUUGUGAUAGUGUUGAAAGUGAUUAAUUAAAUAAAGAAAUGUUUUCCUGUUUUAGAU